Messenger RNA from Salarias fasciatus (jewelled blenny), 3031 nucleotides. Its product is annotated as angiopoietin-related protein 1-like. Bases 89 to 1564 code for a protein of 491 amino acids. The transcript has 5 exons. Lineage: Eukaryota; Metazoa; Chordata; Actinopteri; Blenniiformes; Blenniidae. Gene Ontology annotation, biological process: blood coagulation. The record is from RefSeq and is a predicted model, not a curated record.
GCAGAAUGGAGAGCAUGAACCUGCCGGGGACACACAACUGAGACUCUUCUGGGACUGAAGUCACUCCAACAGAUUUCCAGCUUGUUUGAUGGUGAAGAGAGGAGGAACCAUGGGACCUGGAAUGUGGAGCCUAUUUAUCCUGUUUGCUCUGUCUCUCUGGAGUAACAGUCAAGCUUUCACCAAGAACCCAAUCCUCUCCCGGAUACGCAGGGCUCCGGAGGCCAGCGGGGAAACCAAGAAGUGCUCCUACACCUUUCUGGUCCCGGAGCAGAAGAUCACAGGCCCCAUCUGCGCCGCCCGCGGCUACUCAACGGACAAGGACCGAGUGACGCGCCUGGACGUGGCCUCGGUGCGCGACCUCCUGUCAAAGCAGCGCCGGGAGAUGGAGACCCUGAAGCUGGUGGUGGACGUGGACGGCAACCUGGUGAACGAGAUGAAGCUGCUGAGGAAAGAGAGCAGAAACAUGAAUUCCCGAGUGACGCAGCUGUACAUGCAGCUGCUGCACGAGAUCAUCAGGAAACGAGACAACUCGCUGGAGCUGGCCCAGCUGGAGACGCGCAUCCUCAACGCCACCACCGAGUCCCUGCGCCUGGCCUCCAGAUACAGAGAGCUGGAGGCCAGGUACUCGGCGCUGGCUGCGGUGGUGAACAACCAGUCGGUGCUGAUCGGGGCGCUGGAGGAGCGCUGCAUGCAGGCGUACAGCCGCAGGGAGGAGCAUCCACCCAUGGGGCCUCCGCUCGUGCAGGUGGUCCCCGAGAACAUCCCGGUCAGCGUGCCGCGCCUCACCAACGAGAUCCAGACGGAGCACGGCCGGGGGUUUGCCAGAGAGCGGGGUUCUCGAUCAGGACCGUCGCCCACGGGCGAGACCCUGGAAGUCCAGAAACCACCUGAGAGAAACUUCAGCGCCGAAGGCCCUUUCAGAGACUGUCUGGAGGCCCAGGAGGCCGGACACAGCACCAGCGGCAUGUACCUGAUCAAACCGGAUGAAGCGGAGAGGCCCAUUCAGGCCUGGUGCGAACAGAAUAUGGACAACGGAGGCUGGACCGUGAUCCAGAGCCGGAGAGACGGCUCGGUGAACUUCUUCAGGAACUGGGACAGCUACAAGAGCGGCUUCGGAAACAUCGACGGGGAGUACUGGCUCGGCCUGGAAGGCAUCUACAGGCUGGGGAGGCAGGGGGACUACAAGCUGCAGGUGGAGCUGGAGGACUGGAUGGGCAAGAAGGUGUACGCUCAGUACAACAGCUUCCACCUGGAGCCCGAGAGCGAGGGCUACCGCCUGCGGCUGGGCAUCUACCAGGGCAACGCCGGGGACUCGCUCACCAGCCACAAUGGCAAACAGUUCACCACGCUGGAUCGAGACAAGGACGCCUUCUCAGGUAACUGCGCUCAUUUCCACAAAGGAGGCUGGUGGUACAACGCCUGCGGCCAAGCCAACCUGAACGGCGUCUGGUACACCGGGGGUGUUUAUCGCAGCAAAUUCCAGGACGGCAUCUUCUGGGCCGACUACGGUGGAGGGUUCUACUCCAUGAAGGCCGUCCGCAUGAUGAUCAGGCCGAUAGACUGAGGAGAACCUCGAAUCGAACAGCAGAGGCCAGCUCAAAGUCAAAGCUCACUCUUAUUCCUUGUUUCUUGAUGGAAGAACCUCAACAGUGAAGAUUUCCAGCCAACAGUGUGACUUGAACUGCCUCCGGUAUCAAACAUUGUGUGGACACUGUUCUUUCUUUAUAUCUCAGUAGAAGCACACAGGGGGAUUUGGAGGAUAUGAUUAUUUAUAGAGGGCUACGCGGCUCCUUUACACACCCAGUAAGCUUUGUGUUGACGGAGAAUUGGAAAUCGCUGCCAACACGAUGCAAGUGAGUGAUUCAGAAAGAGAAGAUUCAGUUUCCCUCACUGUAACUGAAGGUCAUGUGUCAGAGGAGCCACGUUCUACAAUUUAAUAACCAACCUUCAGCGUCACAAGAUCCAAUUACCGCUUUUUCUACCUCGCCAAGAUAAAUGUCUGGUGGAAACUUUCACAUGUUAUAUUUAACUUGCUAUAUUUGCUGGGAUCUGGAAAAUAUAAGUUGUUAGUACCUGUAUAGAAUUAUUUAGGCUCUGUAUCCAAAGGCCAGCACAGUAACGAGGUUGGAGUUGGCGCAUUUUAUUGCGCAGAAAAGCAGAAAUGAUUUUAAUUUAUAUUCCUACACUUAAAAUGACCUCUAAUCCAUCUGGCAAAAUACUCCCACCAAGUGCUGAUGACCAGAAAGGAUAAUUUAUGUCUAUAAUUAAGUUAUCAUAACAGAGAAAAGGACCAGGUGUCCCUGGGGGACAGUAAACGAUCCUACAGAAAAGGGCUAAUUUCCUCCUCGGUAUACGUGGAUGACAGUCGUUCUCAGCGUCUGCUCACACAUAUGGAAAUUGCUGUUCUCUGUUCUUCUCAUUUGGCUGUUCAUUACAUUUCAGUAUGACUCCAGGAAAUACAAGAAUCCCAGCUAACAAAAGCUGGGAUUACCGUGCUGUUUAGAGCGGUUUUCGAGAACAAAAAAUAUGCCGACCAAGCAUGUUGGGACUUUUAGACAAAGAGAAGCACAUUUCUGAAAGCCAGACAGGAUGGAGAGAGGAGGAGCGGGGAGGGAGAAAACUGGGUGGAAGUGGUCCAAAUUUCCAAGUUAUUCUUUCCACGUUGCCCCCACCACCCCAAUCUUCCUUUAAAAUACACACAGAAGUACAUUCUUUCCACACAAACGUGCCUGAACUGUAUGUUUUCAUAAAAAUGUCUCUCAUUGACAAAGCCCGGGUUUCUUCCGUCCUGUGAUCUUCAGCAUGGCUGGAAAACAGCAUCAUUUAGGAGAAAUGAAAGGAGAUGGGGGACGGGAGAUGAACCCGUGGGCGUGCUUUGAACAACAUCAACACGGCGUCAGGAUCACACAAGAAAGACGAGCAGCCUUCAGUCCGUGGCCCCAGAACACAACCGUUUGUUUUCUUUCUUUCAUUUUCUCGUUGACCACAGCGGUCCCUACACCCAUGUCUUUAUGAGACUUGUAAAGCAAAA